Messenger RNA from Tribolium castaneum (red flour beetle), 976 nucleotides. RefSeq names its product enhancer of split mgamma protein. Lineage: Eukaryota; Metazoa; Arthropoda; Insecta; Coleoptera; Tenebrionidae. The record is from RefSeq and is a predicted model, not a curated record. Bases 133 to 711 code for a protein of 192 amino acids. Gene Ontology annotation, biological process: regulation of neurogenesis; regulation of transcription by RNA polymerase II; anterior/posterior pattern specification. Gene Ontology annotation, molecular function: RNA polymerase II cis-regulatory region sequence-specific DNA binding; protein dimerization activity; DNA-binding transcription factor activity, RNA polymerase II-specific. The transcript has a single exon. Gene Ontology annotation, cellular component: nucleus.
GGGAACGAGCUAGCUUCUGAGUUUCCCACGAUCGGAGCGACUCACACCUGGGGCAGCUAUAAAAGCCUCGCCCUUCCAUUCGCCUCUUCAUUCACAGUUCGUGUGUCUAACUCUCCAGUGCGUGCUAUCGAGAUGCUUUCCGUCGAAGAGCCCCAGCCGAUCUCCCGGACCUACCAGUACCGGAAGGUGAUGAAGCCGAUGUUGGAGCGCAAACGGCGCGCCCGCAUCAACCGCUGCCUCGACGAGCUGAAGGAGCUGAUGGUGACGGCGCUCCAGAGCGAGGGCGAGAACGUGUCCAAGCUGGAGAAGGCCGAUAUUUUGGAGCUGACAGUGCGCCACCUCCACAAGCUGCGCCGCCAGCAGCGCCUCUCGGCGAACCCCGUCGUGGACGCCGACCGCUUCCGCGCCGGCUACACCCACUGCGCCAACGAGGUGUCCCGGUGCCUGGCCUCCAUCCCCCACGUGGACGUGCAGCUGGGCACCAAGCUCAUGACGCACCUGGGGCACCGCCUCAACGAGAUGGACAAGGUGGCGCCGCUCGUCAUCCAAGUGGCGUACACGCCCCCGGGCUCGCCCGCCCCAACUGUCUACUCCAUGCCUCUGACGCCGGCCUCCUCCCAGGCGCCGUCGCCCAACCAGCCCAUGGACUGCUCCACCGCUGGCCUUCUCAAAGUCGCCCACAAGACCGACGAUGUGUGGAGGCCGUGGUGAAUUUUGUACAUUGUUGGUGGAUAUCUCACGACGUCUUUCACUACCGUUUGCUCAAUAUGUUUAGCUUUAGGAUAGGUUAGAGAUGAUCUCGAGGAUGAAAGCUUUAAAUUGUUGAUAUUUGUGAUAUUUAUUGUUGGUACCUGUGAUUAAGGCUUGAUAAUCAAAAUGUUUGCGCCUUGUUUAUUAAUUAAUCAAUCACUACUGUGAUAAGCAUGUUUGUAUUUUUGAUACGAGAGGAAUUUGAAUAAAUACGACUGUUAAUUGA